Messenger RNA from Bombus pascuorum, 1582 nucleotides. Its product is annotated as probable G-protein coupled receptor B0563.6. Gene Ontology annotation, molecular function: G protein-coupled receptor activity. Gene Ontology annotation, cellular component: membrane. NCBI's taxonomy places the organism in Eukaryota, Metazoa, Arthropoda, Insecta, Hymenoptera, Apidae. Bases 170 to 1414 code for a protein of 414 amino acids. Gene Ontology annotation, biological process: G protein-coupled receptor signaling pathway. The record is from RefSeq and is a predicted model, not a curated record. The transcript is spliced from 6 exons.
CUCGUGCAUCCGUUGCGUCGGUUUUACUCAAGAAGCUAUUAAUGAAAGCGGUAAAAUGAGUGACAGAAAAUUCCUUAAAAUAAUGAUAGAAUCUAGUAGAUUUUCAACGUGAUCUUUAAAUUGUGCUUUGUCUUAAAUUUGUUUAAAUAGUUUUGCAUCCGUAUCCACUAUGUUAACGGGAAUAUUUAAAGGAACGCUUUUAUGUUGCGAUGACGAAAAUUCUACUUGGAAUAGUAUAAUUAACGCGGACAGACAUCCUCUCAAUGAGACUACGUCUGUAUUACGUGUCCUUUAUAGGAUAGUAAUUCCUACGAUCGUAAUUAGCGGCAUUUUUGGUAAUGUUUUAAUAUUCCUGGUGUUAUCUACUCCGGUGUUUCGAGGAAUUUCGUACCUAUAUCUCCGAGGACUAACUUUAGCAAACGCCGGGGUUCUUCUAUCUUGGAUACCUGUAUUUAUUAGAUUAGGAUAUGGAACGAGGAACAAUUACCCGUCUGUUUUUUACCAUGCUCAUUUAGAACUGGUUGCUGUAAACACGUUCGCUAUAGCCAGCAUUUCAAUUAUGACUUGCUUAAUAGUCGAUCGAUAUAUCUUCAUUUUUUUCCCGGUUCGCAUCCGCAGCAGAAACGCACGCAAAAAUAUUCGCUCUUUUAUCCUGUGCUCUUUUAUUCUCGGAUUCGCGGUAAGCGCUCCACUAACAGGAAUGAGAACAGUAUAUGAACAGCAAGAAGAUACCGGAACUCUCUUCACACUACGUGAAAACACCUCUAUCACCCGAAGUGCUUUAUGGAACGCAUACAUUUGGAUCAUGGAAGUCGUGUUACGACUCUGCCCAACUAUAAUUCUUCUUUUACUGAAUAGCUUUGUGGUCAAAAGAUUUUUGCAGCUCAAUGCUAGGAAGAGAGAAUUUCAGUCGGUUUCGGAGAAGUUUCGUACUGCAAAUGUCCCUGAAACUUCUUUAUUGAACCGUAAUCGAGGAUACAGAGAAGAACAACAUUUAACUACAUUAAUGUCGAUGAUGGCAAUAUGUUUUAUAGUAACAAUGAUCCCAUCGAUAUUGCUUGAAUUUGUAUAUUAUGAUUAUAAGAGUACAGAUGGUGCUUACCUCUUAUUUCGAGCAUUUGCUGCUGUCACGGAGCUUUGUAAUUUUGCUAUCCAUAUUAUCAUAUACUUUAUAUGCAGCAGAGAAUUUCGGAAAGAAUUCUUCAAACUUCUUCAGAAUAGAUGUAGGAAAAGUACAGUGGAAGAAGAUCUUGAACGACCAGUAGGUGAAAUCGAAGAUUAUAGUCGACAUGGGACAACAGUUCGAUUAACACCAGAACAGACAAAGUUAAAUUCUCCAGCUUCUGCGAGUAAAUUGAAUCCUAUGGAAGAAGAUAAAGAAUCAGAAGUAUUAAAUGCCUCUGAUAUUGUUUAAAGAUUAUACUAUAAAUAAAACACUUUACAUGUAAUAAGAUAUAUUAAUUUAUUUACAUAUAUAAUAAAAUAUUUAUUUUAUUCUGUCAUGCAGAAGUUAUGUAUAAUAAAAUUUAACUUUUUAUGUAUAUAAUUUCAUUUAGAUAAUAAAAACUUGUUUGUAAAAAUA